Nicotiana attenuata is the source of this 1724-nucleotide messenger RNA. RefSeq names its product peptidyl-prolyl cis-trans isomerase CYP40. NCBI's taxonomy places the organism in Eukaryota, Viridiplantae, Streptophyta, Magnoliopsida, Solanales, Solanaceae. The transcript has 8 exons. Gene Ontology annotation, biological process: protein folding; protein peptidyl-prolyl isomerization. The record is from RefSeq and is a predicted model, not a curated record. The coding region runs from base 205 to 1293 and encodes 362 amino acids. Gene Ontology annotation, molecular function: peptidyl-prolyl cis-trans isomerase activity; protein binding.
GAGAAGACAGUUGGGAGGCGUUUUUGAAUACUGUCGACAGCUUCAAGGAGUUCGAAAUAUAUAUAGCGGGCACUACUUAAACAGUAGUAGAAGUCUCCAUCCUCAACUAGGGUUUCUCCAUCUUCCACUCUCAUAACUGCUUUUUCCUUGCACAAAGAGACACACACAAAGGCUGACAUAAACAGGGAAGAGUAGUUGAAGAAGAUGGGAAGGCCACGGUGUUAUUUGGACAUAAGCAUAGGAGGAGAGCUCGAAGGAAGAAUUGUUGUCGAGCUUUACAAUGAUGUCGUACCUAAAACUGCUGAGAAUUUUAGGGCUCUUUGUACUGGUGAAAAGGGUAUUGGUCCUAACACUGGUGUCCCCCUCCAUUACAAGGGAGUCCGUUUUCAUCGUGUGAUUAAGAGCUUCAUGGUACAAGGUGGUGAUAUUUCUGCUGGUGAUGGUACUGGGGGAGAAUCUAUCUAUGGGCUAAAAUUUGAAGAUGAAAAUUUUGAAUUGAAGCAUGAAAGAAAAGGAAUGUUAUCUAUGGCUAAUGCUGGGGCUAACACCAAUGGAUCUCAGUUUUUCAUCACAACUACUCGAACUUCCCAUCUGGAUGGAAAACAUGUGGUUUUUGGGAAAGUAAUCAAAGGAAUGGGGGUUGUUCGUUCUAUGGAACAUGUGACUACUGGUGAUAAUGAUUUCCCAAUGGUAGAUGUCAGUAUAGCGGAUUGCGGAGAAAUUCCUGAGGGGGCUGAUGAUGGUAUUGCAAAUUUUUUCAAAGACGGAGAUCUAUAUCCUGAUUGGCCUGCUGAUCUUGACAACAAUACUGAUGAUAUCUCUUGGUGGGUCACCGCCCUUGAGGCUAUUAAGGCAUUUGGUAAUGAAAAUUUUAAGAAACAAGAUUACAAGAUGGCUCUUAGGAAGUAUCGAAAAGCUUUGCGCUAUUUGGAUAUCUGCUGGGAGAAAGAAGAGAUAGAUGAAGACAGGAGCGCAUAUUUGAGAAAGAUGAAAUCACAGAUAUUUACCAACAGUUCGGCUUGUAAACUAAAACUGGGAGAUCUGAAGGGAGCACUCCUAGAUGCUGACUUUGCAAUGAGGGAUGGAGAAAACAAUGCGAAAGCUCUAUUUCGUCAGGGGCAGGCUCACAUGGCUCUUAAUGACAUAGAUGCUGCAGUUGAAAGUUUUAUGAAAGCAUUGGAGCUGGAGCCAAACGAUGGAGGAAUAAAAAAUCAGCUUGCUGCUGCUAAAAAGAAGAUUGCUGAUAGACGUGAUAAGGAGAAAAAAGCGUACGCCAGGAUGUUCCAAAAAUAGUUGGGGUACUCGUUAUCGGAUUUGGAACCAGCACGUGCAAUUAAUACGUAUCAAUUGCAAUCAUUCUGGGAGUUGCUUAUGCUUUUCUGAAACAGGAUAGUUUAUGCCCUUGUUUAGAUACAUUGGUCCUGAUCUAUGCACUGAACUGAUUUUCUAUGAACUGCUCAGGCUAUUCUUGGUUACCUUCACCAAUUAGCGGAAGGGGUUUUGUGGUGUCAAUGCACCUUCGCUUGUCAAUUACUGUAGCUGUUAAUAAGCUACAUUGGAGGAAAAAAAUAAUUAUGAGCAUCACCUAUCCAAUCUCUGUUGUCAUAUAUUUCCCUAACAUAAGAUGAGGUAAUUGGUAUGUAACUUAACUGCAAAUGGUGAUUUGCUUUUUCGACUGUUGAAAAUCUCGGCUCACAAUACAUAAUGGUAUGUUAUCUCUACUA